GCGCUCUCCCUCUGAACGGACUGGAGACACUGUAUGACUGGGGAGCAGACUUCGGCACAACACACCGGCACCACCGCAGCAGGAUAAUCUGACUUUUAACCAGGGCUGUCCAUCCGCACAUCCCGGCUCCACAGAAUGGGGAAUCUGCUGCUCUCCACCGGUCUCUUCAGGAGUGAAACAACCAUGUCUGAACAAGUCACUGGAGCGAGGUUCAUAGCCACGAGGAUCAGCGACGGCAUAACUUAUUAUUACACUCCGUGCUCGGGGUCAGGGGAACGGGCUUCAUGUGCUGCCAAAGACCAUCAAACCUCCACUGCUCUUUGCCACCCCUCCCCCCCACCCCCCCUCAGCGACGACGACUCCUCUGCAGAUCCUUCCUCCUCCUCUGCAGAUCCUUCCUCCUCUCCUUUGCUCUCAGAUUCACCCUCCCCCCCACACCCCUCCCCCCAAAACCAAUCAGACUGUCCACUCUCUUCGCGUCCUCUUCUUCUUUUCUUCUCCUGGCUCGGCGCCCAGCCAGCGGGGAUGGGCAAGUACAGGGACCUCUACCUGGACCGGGGCAUGGACGUCCUCCUGGUCCAGAGCAAAGUAAUGCACUUCCUGUGGCCUCGAUGGGGGCUCGACUACGGGUUGGAGGUGUUGAAGGUCCUGGAGCAGCCUCAGUUCUCCGGAAGGGCGGUGCUGGUCCACGCCUCUUCCAUCGGAGGCUUCACUUUCACCCAGACACUCACCCACAUUGCUCAAAGAGGGAAACAACACACAGACCUGGCCCAGAGGGUGAAGGGGCACAUCUAUGACAGCUUGGUGGUUGGCUCUCUGGAGCACAUGGCGAUAGGUCUUGGCAAGACUCUGUUUCCCCGGAUUGAGAGCUUUGUCAAAAACGCCGCAAUGCUUUACUUCUGGCUCUUCAAAUCACACACAGCAGACUUCUACAACAACGGCAUCCAGGUUUUCCACAACAGCCCAAUAACCACACCAGCCCUCUUCUUCUUCAGUGAAAACGACGCCCUGUGCAACCCGGCUGACGUGGGGAAGUUGAUCGACCACUGGAGGAAGAGGGGCGUGACUGUGGAGAGCAAGAAGUGGAAGGAGUCGAAACAUGCCGCCCACUUGCGAUGCCACCCGGAAGAAUACCUCUCUACACUGGAAAAAUUCUUGAACUCCCUUCCCAUUUCCUCCCUCAAAGCAAAUAUUUAAACCGU
Messenger RNA from Anoplopoma fimbria (sablefish), 1202 nucleotides. RefSeq lists its product as uncharacterized. NCBI's taxonomy places the organism in Eukaryota, Metazoa, Chordata, Actinopteri, Perciformes, Anoplopomatidae. Bases 136 to 1197 code for a protein of 353 amino acids. The transcript has 3 exons. The record is from RefSeq and is a predicted model, not a curated record. Gene Ontology annotation, molecular function: serine hydrolase activity.